UUCAAGUUUUGCGUUAUGACCUGUUGUUGUUUUAUGAACUCUGUGAAUUUCCUAACAGAAGUCCCGGAGGGGAUUUGGGUGCCAAAAAGAAAAAGAAGAAACAGAAGAGAAAAAAGGAGAAACCAAAUUCUGGCGGCACCAAGUCAGACUCAGCAUCUGAUUCCCAGGAGAUUAAAAUUCAGCAGCCUUCAAAACACAACACCAUCUGGCAGCAGAUUCCGGUGGGAGCCACCACGGAAUCCCACCAUUCCAAUGCAGAAGUUGCAGGAUAUCCAGAGGGCAAUGGAGCUGUUAUCUGCCUGCCAGGGCCCCGCCAGGAACAUUGAUGAGGCUGCCAAACACAGAUACCAGUUUUGGGACACUCAGCCGGUACCCAAACUAAAUGAAGUAAUAACAUCUCAUGGUGCAAUUGAGGCUGAUAAAGAAAACGUGCGUCAGGAACCGUAUUCCUUGCCACAGGGUUUUAUGUGGGACACUUUAGAUCUGGGUAACGCCGAAGUGCUCAGGGAGUUGUACACCCUGCUGAAUGAGAAUUACGUGGAAGACAAUGACAACAUGUUCCGGUUUGACUAUUCGCCCGAGUUCCUGUUGUGGGCUCUGCGUCCCCCAGGCUGGCUCCCUCAGUGGCACUGUGGGGUCAGGGUAUCUUCGAACAGAAAACUAGUGGGGUUCAUUAGUGCUAUCCCUGCAAGCAUCCGGAUCUACGAAAGCGUGAAGAAGAUGGUCGAAAUCAACUUUCUCUGUGUGCAUAAGAAAUUGAGAUCGAAACGUGUAGCCCCGGUGUUGAUUCGAGAAAUAACCAGAAGAGUGAACCUGGAAGGGAUUUUCCAGGCCGUUUAUACUGCUGGUGUGGUUCUUCCUAAGCCAGUGGCCACGUGCAGAUACUGGCAUCGAUCACUCAACCCCAGAAAGCUGGUAGAAGUCAAAUUUUCUCACUUGAGUAGAAAUAUGACUUUGCAGAGAACAAUGAAGCUAUACAGACUUCCGGAUGUUACAAAAACUGCAGGCUUGAGGCCGAUGGAACCAAGAGAUAUCAAAGCCGUUCAAGAACUAACCAACAGUUACCUGAAGCAAUUUCAUUUAGCCCCGGUGAUGGAUGAAGAGGAAGUAGCCCACUGGUUCCUCCCCCAAGAGCACAUCAUUGACACUUUUGUAGUGGAGAACGCCAGUGGUAAGCCAACUGACUUCCUGAGCUUCUACACACUCCCCUCCACAGUCAUGCACCACCCGGCUCACAAGAGCCUCAAAGCCGCCUACUCCUUCUACAACAUCCACACCGAGACGCCGCUGCUGGACCUCAUGACCGACGCGCUCAUCCUCGCCAAGCUGAAAGGAUUUGAUGUAUUCAAUGCACUAGAUUUGAUGGAAAAUAAGACAUUUUUGGAAAAACUCAAGUUUGGCAUAGGAGAUGGCAAUUUACAGUAUUACUUGUACAAUUGGAGGUGUCCAGGAACAGAGUCUGAAAAGGUUGGGCUUGUAUUACAAUAGAUGGAUAUUUCUAUUUCGAGAACUCUAACAUCAUCACUCAUUAAUAUUCUAGUUCGUGAUUCCUAGAACUGUCAUUCCAAAGAAGAAUAAAAGCACAACAGAAAUGAAAUCGAAGUAGUCAGUAACAGAAAAGGUGAAAAAGCACCCCUUCGCGACCAACAGAAAACAUUCCUAGCUAGGACAUUAACACUCACCCUUUUCUUUCACUGUUUACCCAUUUGUGGGAAAUGGAAGGAAGGUACAAAGAGCACAUUCCUGUCAUUUUCAACCUUCCGUUGUCUCUUGAUGAAGAGAAGCUAUUUUUUCCACUCUCUAGAAACGGGACUGCUGGUCUGUGGACUGAACAGUAGUCACAGAAUAACGUAAGGAGAUCUCUGCCCUCGUGUGGAGAUAAACUGCGACCUUUCUGUUUAUUAAGUGUCGGUCUGUUGGUCCACGGAGCAGAAUAAAGCAGCCAUUCGGAAAGUGUCUACUUACAUGACCUCACGUGACCUCAUCGGGAAUGUCUGUGGAACCAGCACCUCUGUGACUCAGUGAUGAGCAGUGGAUGUUCAAGAGUGAGGUAGAAAUGGACUGGUGACUAUGUGUUUCUCAAGGAGCGAAGUUGCCAAAUCAGUAAACACACAGAUGUGUGCUUUCAUCUCCAACAGGUCGGUGGAUUGGUUGAAAAGCAAGGCUCUGAGCUGAGUAUGCACCCAUGAUGAAUUAGACUUUUCUGGUCCUGCACGGACUUUUGCUGCUUCUCAGCAACCGCCAGGAGAUGUGAGGAAAAGAAAAUAAAAGCUCUCAAGUCAGAAGACACGCCCAGUGGGAUCUGUCAGCGCUAUCAGGACAGUGGUGGUCGGAAUGUUAUUACUUAUGCAGAAUUGCACAUACUCCUUUAUGCUGACUCUAAUUUAUCAUAAAAGCUGUCAUGCGAUAGAAAGAUGUCUUAUUUGUAAAUAAGUAUCAUAAUUUUGUUACUGAUGAUGUUUUUAUCUAGGAUUUGAAAAACCAUGUCUCUCAGUUUACAGAGAUACGUAUAUAUUGCCAGUAACCCGGGGGGGAAAAGAUGCUGGAUGAGGCCAUGUAAACUGGCCUCAACUCCGACACCACAGAGUAAAUACUUCUUCCCUGGCUUUACUGCACCAGUGCCUAGGCCGUUCAGUCCAGAAAAUCUCACUACCUUAGACAACACGAUGCCCUUCCUUCAUGUGACAAGUAGUCAAAGGAAACCAGUCAUCCCUUCUGCCCGGCAGGACCUCGCACUAUGGCCCAUGAGCUAAAGCCAACCCACCACCCUUUUUUGUACGGCCUACCAGCUAAGAAUGGUCUUCACAUUUCUGAAUGGGUUGAGGAGAAAACAAAUCAAAUGAGUAACGUUUUAUGACAUGAAAAUUGUAGGAAAUUCAGAUUUCAGCAUCCACAAAUAAAGUUUUAUGGGAACACAGCCA
Vicugna pacos (alpaca) is the source of this 2921-nucleotide messenger RNA. NCBI's taxonomy places the organism in Eukaryota, Metazoa, Chordata, Mammalia, Artiodactyla, Camelidae. The record is from RefSeq and is a predicted model, not a curated record.